This is a messenger RNA of Wasmannia auropunctata (little fire ant), 13835 nucleotides long. It is a transcript of the gene Dhc93AB, whose product is annotated as dynein beta chain, ciliary. NCBI's taxonomy places the organism in Eukaryota, Metazoa, Arthropoda, Insecta, Hymenoptera, Formicidae. Gene Ontology annotation, molecular function: ATP hydrolysis activity; ATP binding; dynein light intermediate chain binding. Gene Ontology annotation, biological process: microtubule-based movement. The record is from RefSeq and is a predicted model, not a curated record. Bases 213 to 13586 code for a protein of 4457 amino acids. Gene Ontology annotation, cellular component: dynein complex. The transcript has 36 exons.
UGAAUUCGUAAGAAGCUCGAGUCUCUUCAACGCGGAGUUCGGUCAUUCUGCGAGUUUUGCUGUUGCGCGAUCGACAAAAUUGUCAUUGAACCGUCUAAAAAUUUGACCGACGUAUUUUUCAUUUCCUUUAUUUUAAUUAUAAUCGAUAAAUGUAAUUGACAGAUAGACACAUGUACAUCUAUCAGUGAGAUGUAAUACAUUUGCGUCUAAAAAUGACUACUCCGGAAGCACCGCUCGACUUUCGACUUGAGUACAUCGGCGGUUUCGUGCAGAAGAGUCUAAAAUUAAAGCCGGAGAAAUGGGGAAGAUUAUUACUCACAGAGGAAUAUCGGAACGUGGUGUUGGAUUUUUUGGACAAGCCAUUACCGGUCGCUCUUUUUGUCGUUCUAACACCGAACGCGCAAUUAGUGGCGUCGUCCAGUUUUCCCAUACCGUGCCAGAGAACGAAGGGAGUUUACGCAAUCAAGGUGAAGCAACUGCCAUUGCCAAAAGACAAGGAAGCAUGUUCGGCUAUGUUAAUCGUGGGUGAUCUGUCCCAUCGGAUUGUCGAUCAAUUGGCUACAUUAGUGGAUAACAUCGUUGCGCCUCUUCUCACCAAGCCAGAAAAUCACAAGGACUUGCCGGAAGUAGCGAUUCACGAUAUAUGCAAGCACGUGCACGCUCUCCGUGGCACGUUGUAUCAGGUGAAAGGUCAGGUAAAUGGACGAACGGUGCUACCGAUGCCGGCGGGUCUCGAAAAGGUGGCGGAAGUCGAGAGAUUGGUUACUGUAGAAGGACCGCAAGCGGCCGAUUUGUAUUUGAAAAGUGCUAUAGAAGGUGUGGUGAUAAAAUGGGCCUACUUAGUGAACGACGUAGUCACUCACGAAUCCAGCGUCGCGUUUGAAAACGGACAGAAUCCGACGCCCGACGUCGAGCUAGAGUACUGGUCUACCAGAUUGGCGAAUUUGAGAUACAUCUACGAUCAACUGCAAGAGGACCGCGUGAAAAAGAUGGCGACGAUUCUCGAGAAAACUGACAGCGCGUACUUUCCGUGCUUCCGCACGUUGUUCGACAAUGUUGUCUCCUCAUUGGCCGAAGCGAAGGACAUAUCGUUGUACCUGACGCCUCUGGCGAAGUGCUUCAAGUCCGUGGAAGAGAUCGACUUCGCCGAAGCUAAGCCGCUGAUGGCAACUCUGAUACACUCGCUCGGAUUAGCGUGGGCAAAGUGCAAGAGUUAUCAAAGCUCUAGUAAACUCAUCAUCAUGCUUCGGCAGAUAUGCAACUUACUGAUACAGGAGGCGCGCCGGUUUCUCGAUCCGACAUCAAUAUUUCAGAGCGAUGUCGACGAAGCACUCCAACGCGUUAAAAUAUCGAGAGGAGUACUCGAGGAAUUCAAAAGACAGUUCGAAUUGAGAAAGCAUAUGCCGGGCUUGAAACCGGAAGCUCCAUCUUGGACAUUCAAUUCGACCGCCGUCUUCACUCGUCUCGAUGCUUUCCUGAAACGGCUGGCAGAUAUCGAGUGGCUCUUCGAUACCGUCCUUGAAUUUUCCAAGUUGGAGAAGAUUGAAAUAGGCGGCAUUCUCGGACGGUCCUUGAGCGCGAGAAUCAUAAGCGUGUUCAAAGAAUUUCAGCAGCUUUUCGUUUCGUUCACCGUGAGGGCCAGCGACGUUCUCGAGCCGGACGAUGAAUCUUUCGUCGUUGAUUGCACGAAGUUCGCUGAAUCCAUCACCGAUCUUGACAGCAAACUGGCAGCGAUUCUGUGCCAGGCUUUCGACGACUGCGGCAACCUUGAAAGUGUCUUCAAGUUGAUAAACAUCGCCGGAUCAGUACUGGAACGUCCCGUCAUACGAAAGCAAUUCACUAAUCGAUACACUAGGAUUCUCGAGCUUUUAAACAUGGAACUUUCGGUAGUGGAAGUUUUGUUCAACCGCGGUAGCAGGGGUGCUCUAAUUAAUCUACCGCCUUUGGCUGCUGCCUUAACGUUCACCAGCAUGUUGCGGCAGCGUAUCGACUUGCCUAUACAAUCGUUCAAAGCCAUGCCGCAUCCAAUCGUUCACAGCGAUGAAGGUAAUAAUAUAAUGUCACGUUACGAAAGAUUGAUAAAAAUAUUCGCCGAUAAGGAGGAUGAUCUUUUCAAUGAGUGGGCGCGAACGGUACCGCAAACUGUUGAUGCCGGCCUCAACCGUCAUCUGGUUUGUAGAGAGGCUGAAACUUUACUAUUGAAUUUCGAUCCCAGCCUUCUCGCGGUAUUGAAAGAAGUGAGCUAUUUGAAACAGAUGUCACGUUCCGAUAUUCCUCAAGAAGCAAUUAAGGUGUCCGAGAGCGCGGAGACGUUCAGAAAAUUUCGCACGAUGCUAAGCAGCACGGUCGACUCGUACAAUAACAUACGUAAAACAACGAAGCGAGUUGAGUUUGACCUGAUCGAGUUGGAGGUGGCGCGAAUCGAUUCCCUGAUAUCCCGCGGAGAAGAUGAGCUAUGCUGGAGAUCAGACGGGCUUCUCGAAUAUAUAACGGAGUUGGGCGAUCUCGUGGAGGGGCUGUGGAAGCGCAUGAAGUCCGCCCAAUCGAACGUGCAGAAGAUCAGAAACAUUUUGGAACCCUGGACGAAAACGCCCCUCAUAGAACGGAAGGACCGUCGUAAGGAGACAUUGCUUGCCUUAGACGAUCGUUCGGAAAAGGUAUCGAAACGUUACGCGGAGAUUACGAAGGCCGCUGAGCAGAUACACUCGAUAUUGGAGGAAAAUCAAACGCUCUUCCAAAUUAACGAGAUCGAGCAGGAAGCUUGGCAAGAAUACGUGAAAUAUAUCGAUGACAUCGUGAUCGAGUCACUUCGAAAAGCAGUUGGAUGCUCUUUAGGCUAUUUAGCGGAGAGCAUGGAUCCAAUCGGCCAGUGCGAGGCAUUACUUGAAGCAAAAUUAGAGCUCAGAGAACCAGACUUGUAUUACGUGCCAUCACUAGAACCCGAGGAUCCAGACGGACUUGACCAGCUGAUUCUCAGUCUGUUAAAUGACAUUAGCGGUAUGGCCGCCUUGGUACCGCGAUUAAAAAAAAAUUCGGUAGGAUACGCUGAAGAAUUAGAAUCUGACACAGACAUGAAGGGAAUGAAAGAGGAGAUACUGACAAGCGUAGCUACUGCUGUAGAAGAGGCUACUGACUUUUGCAGUAAUUUUGAAGGCUACGCCUAUUUAUGGUUGGAUGAUAGGGAUGUUGUGAUGCAACAAUUCCUCGAGUACAGCCGCCAAUUGUCAGUGGAAGAAAUGGACAUGGUGACGGCUCAGGACCCUAAAGGUCCGACGAAGUCACCGCCGAAAAUGGAGCAAUUUCGCGAACAAAUUGACCUUUACGAGGGCCUCUAUCUCGAGAUCGAGGAAAUGGAUCUGUCCAAAGUAUUUUGCGGCUGGUUCAGGGUGGAUCUAAGACCCUUCAGACAGUCGGUAUUGAACACGGUGUGCAAAUGGUCGAGCAUGUUCAAAAAACAUUUAGUCGAUCGUGUAACAAGUAGCCUUUCCGAUCUGGGAGCGUUCAUAAGACUAGCGGACGAGGGAUUGUUACAGCAAGUACAACCGGGUGAUUAUGCGGCUCUAGUUAGCGUAAUGGGCUACCUACUACAGGUGAAAGAACGCCAGCCAACUACGGACGAAAUGUUCCAGCCAUUAGAGGAAACCAUUGAGUUGCUCAAGUUCUACGAUCAGGAUAUACCCGAAGAAGUAAACGUGCUGUUGCAAGAGUUACCGGAGCAAUGGGCAAACACGAAAAAACUCGCUCUUAUGGUGAAGCAGCAAGUUGCGCCAUUGCAGGCAGGUGAAGUAUCAAGAAUUCGCGGACGGAUCUGCGCGUUCGACAUUACAAUAGGCCAGUAUCGAGAGGCAUUUCGACGGUACGCAUUCUUUAAGUACGAUUGCAAAAAUCCGUACGAGCUAUCAGACGAGGCCCACAAGGAGAUCCUCAUGCUGGAACGGCAAAUGAAGGAUAUACAAGAAUCCGCCUCGUUGUUUGAAGUGACGGUACCCGAAUUUAAACAGCUGAGGCAGUGCAGGAGGGAGCUGAAGAUGCUUAAGCAGCUCUGGGAUUAUGUAAAUAUAGUGCAGAGUAGUAUCGAGGGUUGGAAGACGACGCCCUGGAGGAAAAUCGACGUGGAGAAUAUGGACAUCGAGUGCAAGAAGUUUGCGAAGGAGAUACGUGCACUGGACAAAGAAAUGAGGCCAUGGGACACUUAUGUAUCGUUGGAAGCGACGGUGAAGAAUAUGCUUACGUCGCUGCGUGCCGUAGGAGAAUUGCAAAAUCCGGCCAUUCGGGAGAGGCACUGGCGACAACUGAUGAAUAGUACUAAGGUUCGUUUCGUAAUGGACGAAUCGACGACUCUAGCCGAUCUGCUCGAGUUGAAUCUCCACGAAUGCGAGGAGGAAGUUAAGAAUAUCGUGGAUAAAGCGGUUAAGGAAAUGUCCAUGGAGAAAUAUAUGAAAGAAUUGAAUGUUACGUGGUCGAAAAUGGAAUUCGAGCGGGAAGUUCACGCUCGCACGGGAGCUACCUUAAUAAGAGCUAGCGAAGAAUUGAUUGAGACCUUAGAGGAAAACCAGGUACAAUUGCAAAAUUUGAUCACCUCGAAAUUUAUCGCGCACUUCCUGGAGGAGGUGUCGUCGUGGCAAAAAAAGUUAAGUAUCGCCGAUCAGGUGACGACGGUCUGGUUCGAGGUUCAACGUACUUGGAUGCAUCUCGAGAGCAUCUUCAUGUCGUCCGAGGAUAUUCGACGGCAGUUGCCGGUGGAUGCCGAGCGGUUCGAUCACAUCGAUAAGGAAUUUAAAGAGAUGACGGAGGAGAUGGCGAAAACGCCGAACGUCGUUGAGGCGACGAAUAAGGACGGUCUCGUGUCCGCUUUAGACGUUCUGCAAAAAGGGCUGGUAUUAUGCGAGAAGGCCUUGGCGGAGUAUCUCGAAACGAAGCGUCUCGCUUUUCCGCGAUUCUACUUCGUCUCUUCCAGCGAUCUGCUGGACAUACUCUCGAACGGGAACCAACCGGAAAUAGUGGCGAAACACUUGACGAAGUUAUUCGAUUCUAUGGCGCGAUUGAACUUCGACACCACGAAUACCUCACUAAAGCGCGUCCUAGGCAUGUUCGCCAAGGAUGGCGAAUACGUGGAAUUCGCAAACUGCGAGAUGAUUUGCGAAGGAGCUGUGGAAGGAUGGUUGAAUCGGCUUCAGAAAGCCAUGCGCGUGUCCAUCCGGCAUUACUUCAGCGAAGCGGUUGUGACGUACGAGGAAAAGCCACGAGAGCAGUGGCUGUUCGAUUAUCCGGCCCAGGUGUCCCUCUGCGGAACGCAAAUUUGGUGGACCACCGAGGUCAACAUGGCCUUCGCGCGUCUCGAAGAGGGCUACGACAACUCGAUCAAGGAUUAUCUGAAGAAGCAGAUCUCGCAGUUGAGCACUUUAAUCACGCUGCUGAUAGGAGAGCUGACUAAGCAGGAGAGACAGAAGGUCAUGACUAUCUGCACGAUCGACGUCCACUCCAGGGACGUCGUGACGAAGCUGGUGCAAUCGAAGGUGGAGACCGCGCAGGCCUUCCAGUGGCAGAGUCAGUUGCGGCACAGAUGGGACGAGAAGGAAAAGGAUUGCUUCGCAAAUAUUUGCGACGCGCAGUUCAAGUAUUCUCACGAGUACCUGGGCAAUACUCCAAGAUUGGUCAUAACGCCGCUAACGGACAGGUGUUACAUAACUCUGACGCAAUCUCUGCAUCUCAUUAUGGGCGGUGGUCCAGCCGGACCUGCGGGAACCGGAAAAACCGAGACCACGAAGGAUCUCGGCAGAGCUCUCGGCAUAAUGGUGUACGUGUUCAAUUGCUCCGAGCAGAUGGACUACAAGUCCUGCGGUAAUAUAUACAAGGGUCUGGCGCAGACCGGCGCGUGGGGUUGUUUCGACGAAUUCAACAGGAUCACCGUCGAGGUGCUCUCGGUGGUCGCCGUGCAAGUAAAGUCGAUUCAAGACGCCAUCAGAGAUAAGAAGGAAAAGUUCAACUUCAUGGGCGAGACGAUAGCUCUCGAGCCGACCGUUGGCAUAUUCAUCACCAUGAAUCCGGGUUACGCCGGCCGUACGGAAUUGCCGGAGAAUCUGAAGGCGCUUUUUCGUCCCUGCGCCAUGGUGGUGCCCGAUUUCGAGCUGAUAUGCGAGAUAAUGUUGGUAGCGGAGGGAUUUCAGGACGCAAGGAUACUCGCGAGAAAGUUUAUUACAUUGUACACGUUGUGUAAGGAAUUGCUAUCCAAACAGGAUCACUACGACUGGGGUUUGAGGGCGAUAAAAUCGGUCUUAGUGGUCGCCGGUAGCUUGAAAAGAGGCGAUCCCGGCAGACCGGAAGAACAGGUAUUAAUGAGAGCCCUGCGAGACUUCAAUAUUCCCAAAGUGGUGUCGGACGAUUUACCGGUCUUUAUGGGGCUGAUAGCCGAUUUAUUUCCAGCAUUGGACGUUCCUAGAAAAAGAGACGUUGAGUUCGAGAAGAUGGUAAAGGCGGCGGCCACCGAUCUAAGUCUGCAACCGGAAGACGGUUUUAUUCUCAAGGUUGUGCAGCUCGAGGAGCUGUUAGAAGUGAGGCACUCCGUCUUUAUCGUAGGUAUAGCUGGUUCCGGAAAGACUCAAGUUUGGAAGUCGCUGUUCAAGAGUUAUCAUAACAUGAAGAGAAAGCCGAUGUACAACGAUCUCAAUCCCAAGGCUGUGACCAACGACGAGCUCUUCGGUAUCAUCAAUCCCGCGACGCGGGAAUGGAAAGACGGCCUCUUCUCGGUGAUAAUGAGAGAACAGGCCAACCUGGGUGGCGACAAUCCAAAGUGGAUCGUCCUGGACGGCGACAUCGAUCCGAUGUGGAUCGAAUCGCUGAAUACCGUUAUGGACGACAACAAAGUUCUGACGUUGGCCAGCAACGAACGGAUCGCCCUUACGCCGGCCAUGAGAUUGCUCUUCGAGAUCUCGAAUCUGAGAACCGCCACACCCGCCACGGUCUCGCGUGCCGGUAUCCUGUACAUAAACCCGCAGGAUUUAGGAUGGAAUCCGUACGUAACCAGCUGGGUCGAGAAACGAUCUCUGCCGAAUGAGAAGUCAAAUCUGGUAAUGCUCUUCGACAAAUACAUCCCUACUUGUCUCGAGACUUUACGAACGAGAUUCAAGAAGAUCACGCCUAUAGCCGACAUGGCGCACGUCGAGAUGCUGUGUCAUCUUCUCCAUUGUCUUUUGAGACCAGAGCUGACGACCGGCGACUUUCACAAGGACCAUUACGAGCUGUAUUUCGUGUUCGCCGCCGUCUGGGCUUUCGGCUCCUCUAUGUUUCAGGAUCAAACUGUGGAUUACCGAGUAGAGUUCACUAAAUGGUGGACCAAUGAAUUCAAGCAGAUAAAAUUCCCGCCGCAAGGGACGGUUUUUGAUUAUUAUAUUGACAACGAGACGAAGAAUUUCGUUCCGUGGACGGAACGUCUUCCGAAAUUUGAGUUGGAUCCGGAGAUACCACUACAAGCCGUUUUAGUCUACACGUCGGAGUCCAUCAGAAUAAAAUACUUUCUUGACUUGUUAAUGCCGGAGAAACACCCGAUAAUGUUGGUCGGCACGGCUGGAUGCGGCAAGACCGUCCUGGUCGCCGAGAAACUUCUUCAGCUUUCUGAAAAUUACGCGGUCUCCAACGUGCCGUUCAAUUUCUACACCUCGUCCGAGAUGCUGCAGAAGAUCCUGGAGAAAUCACUGGAGAAGAAAGCGGGCAGAAAUUAUGGCCCGCCGGGAAACAAGACCUUGGUGUAUUUUAUCGACGAUAUGAACAUGCCUGAAGUGGACGCGUACGGCACGGUUCAGCCUCACACGUUAAUUAGACAACAUUUAGAUUACGGUCAUUGGUACGAUCGGACUAAAUUGACUCUGAAGGACAUUCAUAAUUGUCAAUACAUCAGUUGCAUGAAUCCGACCGCCGGAUCGUUUACGAUUAAUCCGAGAUUACAAAGGCAUUUCGCCGUAUUUGCCGUCAGCUUUCCGAACGUGGAUUCUCUGACAACAAUAUAUUCCUCUAUUUUGUCACAGCAUUUCGCAAACGUGGAACACAGGUUUCCUGUAAGCGUCACUGAAUUAUGUCCCAACAUCGUGCAAGCAAGCAUUCAACUACAUCACCGUUGCGCUCAAAUGUUUCUACCGACAGCGGUGAAGUUCCAUUAUAUCUUCAAUCUCCGCGAACUUUCCAACUGCUUUCAAGGUCUAUUGUUCAGCGGCAAUGAGUGCUUACAAUCCCCGGUGGAUCUAAUCAGACUCUGGAUGCACGAGACUCAACGCGUGUACGGAGAUAAGCUAACGGACGAAAAAGACAUCGAAAGUUUCUUGAAACUACAACUCGAUAUCAUGAAAAAAAAUGUGGAGGAGGUGGACGAGAGCGCGAUCCUGGAAAAGCCCAACAUUUAUUGCCAUUUUGCAGGAGGCGUUGGAGAGCCGAAAUACAUGCCCGUCAAAGAUUGGUCGAAUUUACAUCGGCUGCUGUCGGAAGCAAUGGUCAGCUAUAACGAUUUGGUGGCGGCCAUGAAUUUAGUGCUUUUCGAGGACGCUAUGAUGCACGUAUGUCGCGUAAAUAGGAUCCUAGAAUCGCCCAGAGGCAGUGCGCUCUUAGUGGGCGUGGGUGGCUCUGGUAAGCAGAGUCUUUCGCGAUUGGCAGCCUUUAUAAGUUCAUUGGAGGUCUUCCAAGUUCAACUGAAGAAGGGCUACGGCGUGACUGAUCUAAAACUAGAACUCGCCGCUUUGUAUUCGAAAGCCGGCUUGAAAAAUUUAGGUAACAUGUUCCUGAUGACAGACGCGCAAGUGCCGAACGAACAAUUCCUAGUACUUAUCAAUGACAUGCUCGCGUCCGGGGAAGUGCCCGAUUUAUUCGCCGAGGACGAGGUGGAGAACAUAAUAGCAGGAGUUCGUAACGAGGUGAAAGGCGCCGGUAUGCUGGACACACGCGAAAAUUGCUGGAAGUUUUUCAUCGAUCGCGUUCGCCGACAACUCAGAAUCGUAUUAUGUUUCUCUCCCGUCGGUUCGACACUGCGGGUUAGAUCCAGAAAAUUUCCGGCAAUCAUAAAUUGCACAAUGAUAAACUGGUUUCACGAGUGGCCUCAGGAGGCACUAAUGUCUGUGUCGAAAAGAUUUUUGCAGGAACUGGAGGAGCUGUCAGAAACUUACAGAGAAUCAGCUGCUAAAUUUAUGGCCCAUGCACACACCACCGUAAAUGUAGCCAGCCGUCAUUAUCUGAGCAGCGAGCGUCGUUACAAUUACACGACUCCGAAGUCUUUCCUGGAGCAAAUAAGUUUAUACAUUAGAUUGUUAAAAACAAAAAGUUCCGAGCUACGUGCUAGAGUGGCUAGAUUGGAAAACGGCUUGGACAAGUUGAGAUCAACGGCCGUACAAGUGGAUAAGUUAAAAAAGAAGUUGGCCGUACAAGAGGUAGAAUUACAGCAGAAAAACGAUGCUGCAGACGCUCUAAUUGCCAUAGUUGGUGUCGAGACGGAGAAAGUCCAAAAAGAAAAGGCGAUAGCGGAUGAGGAGGAAUCCAAAGUGGCCGUGAUUGCCGAGGAAGUUUCAAAGAAACAAAAAGACUGCGAGGUGGACUUAAUGAAAGCCGAGCCUGCUUUGCUGGCCGCUCAAGAAGCUUUAAAUACUCUAAACAAAGCGAAUCUAACGGAAUUAAAAUCAUUCGGCUCGCCUCCCGGUGCUGUAACAAACGUCACUGCUGCAGUCAUGGUCCUUUUGGCACCAUCUGGCAAAGUACCUAAGGAUCGCAGUUGGAAGUCCGCCAAGAUCGUGAUGGCGAAAGUGGAUACCUUCUUAGAUUCCCUGAUUAAUUAUGACAAGGAAAAUAUACAUCCCGAGGUGAUUAAAGCGAUACAGCCGUAUCUCAAGGACUCCGAAUUCGAGCCUGAGUUCGUAAGAUCCAAGUCAGCCGCCGCGGCGGGUUUAUGCGCCUGGGUAAUUAAUAUUAUCAAGUUUUACGAAGUCUUUUGCGACGUGGAACCGAAACGGAAGGCACUCGCGCAUGCGAACGCGGAGCUGGCUGCGGCUCAAGACAAGCUUAGCGGUAUCAAGAGGAAAGUAGUUUCCUUGGAAGAACAGUUGGCGAAGUUAACGGCGGACUUUGAGAAAGCGACAUCCGAGAAAUUGAAAUGCCAACAGGAAGCCGAUGCCACCAAUUCGACGAUCGCGUUAGCGAACAGACUAGUCGGCGGUUUGGCAUCUGAAAACGUUCGUUGGGCCGAUUCGGUGGCAAACUUCAUGCAGCAGGCGUCGACGCUACCCGGCGAUGUACUAUUGGUGACGGCUUUCAUAUCCUACGUGGGUUGUUUUACAAAACAGUUCCGACAGGAUUUGCUAAACAAGCAAUGGCUGCCAUUCAUACGCAGCGUGGAACCGACAAUCCCAAUUACCGAAGGCCUGGAUCCUCUCUCCCUGCUAACGGAUGACACGCAAAUCGCCAAAUGGAAUAACGAGGGAUUGCCGAACGAUCGAAUGUCGACCGAGAACGCCACAAUACUGACCAAUUCCGAUCGUUGGCCGCUAAUGAUAGAUCCACAGCUUCAAGGUAUAAAGUGGAUCAAGGAGAAAUACGGAGACGAGCUGAAAGUGAUCAGAUUAGGUCAACGUGGUUACUUGGACGUGAUUGAGUUAUCAUUAGCGAAUGGAUCUACAGUUCUGCUGGAGAAUAUCGGGGAGACUGUAGAUCCCGUUCUGGAUCCUCUGCUCGGCCGAAAUUUAAUCAAGAAGGGUCGAGCCAUUAAGAUCGGCGAUAAAGAGGUGGAAUACAAUUCCAUGUUCAGAUUGUUGCUGCACACGAAGCUGGCUAAUCCCCAUUAUAAGCCGGAAAUGCAGGCGCAAACCACGCUGAUUAAUUUUACAGUGACGAGGGACGGCUUGGAAGAUCAAUUGCUCGCGGAAGUGGUUAAGGCGGAGAGACCAGAUUUAGAGGAGUUGAAGGCGGAACUUACCAGGCAGCAGAAUGAUUUUAAGAUUACUCUCAACAGUCUCGAAGAUUCGCUUCUCUCCCGGUUAUCAUCAGCUGGCAGUAAUGUCCUCGAAGACACAUCUCUCGUGGAGAAUUUGGAGACUACUAAGCGUACUGCUGCGGAGAUCGAGUCGAAAGUUACGGAGGCUCGCGGUACCAGCCGACAGAUCGACGCGGCUCGAGAACUAUAUCGGCCGGCAGCAGCAAGAGCCUCCUUACUGUACUUCAUACUGAACGACUUGAAUACGAUCAAUCCUAUCUAUCAAUUUUCGCUAAAGGCUUUCAGCGUAGUCUUUCAGAAGGCGAUCUUGAAGGCCAAUCCCGCGCCUGAUGUUGCGGCAAGAGUACAGAAUCUGAUCGAGUGCAUCACAUAUUCAGUCUUCAUGUACACCAGCCGGGGACUCUUCGAGUGCGACAAGCUAAUCUUCGCCUCGCAAAUGGCUUUUCAAAUCUUAUUGGUAAGAAACGAAGUCACGGCCAGCGAGUUGGACUUCCUUCUGAGAUUCCCUAUAACGCCACACGUCACCUCGCCGGUCGAUUUCCUCACCAACGCCAGUUGGGGUGGCAUAAGAAGUCUCUCCACGAGGGAAGAGUUUCGGAAUUUGGACCGGGACAUCGAGAGUUCUGCCAAACGCUGGAAAAAGUUCGUAGAGUGCGAAUGCCCGGAGCGGGAGAAGUUUCCCCAAGAGUGGAAAAAUAAGACGGCUAUACAACGUCUGUGCAUGCUGAGAGCUCUGAGACCGGACAGGAUGACGUAUGCCAUCGCAACGUUUAUCGAGGAGAAGCUCGGUGCGAGGUACAUCGAGGCGAGAACGGUGGAGUUUGCGAAAUCUUACGAAGAGACUAGCCCGAGCACUCCAAUUUUCUUUAUUCUGUCACCCGGAGUAAAUCCACUGAAGGAUGUGGAGGAUCUAGGUCGUCGUCUUGGUUUUAUGUCAGAUAAUCAAAAUUUCCAUAAUGUGUCCCUUGGUCAAGGACAAGAAACGGUGGCCGAACAGGCUAUAGACGUAGCAGCCAAAAAUGGUCACUGGGUGGUAUUGCAAAAUAUACAUUUAGUUAAAAAGUGGCUUCCAUUAUUAGAGAAGAAAUUAGAGACGGCCGCGGAAGGUUCGCAUUCCGAUUACAGAAUGUUUAUGAGCGCAGAACCGGCUAGUACGCCAGCCGGUCAUAUAAUACCUCAAGGUAUUCUCGAAUCAUCAAUUAAAAUUACAAACGAACCACCCACCGGUAUGCAAGCUAAUUUGCAUAAAGCUCUGGAUAAUUUUGCUCAAGAGACUUUAGAAAUGUGCUCUAAAGAAGCCGAGUUCAAAGCGAUUUUAUUCUCUUUAUGCUAUUUCCACGCAGUCGUCGCGGAACGUCGUAAAUUCGGACCCCAGGGUUGGAAUAAAAUAUAUCCCUUCAAUGUGGGAGACCUGAACAUCAGUGUCAGUGUGCUUUAUAAUUAUUUGGAAGCAAGUCCGAAAGUGCCUUGGGAAGACUUAAGGUAUCUCUUUGGAGAAAUUAUGUAUGGUGGCCACAUAACAGACGACUGGGACAGAAGGCUUUGCGUAUCCUAUCUUGAAGAAUUAAUGCAGCCUGACCUGAUUGAUGGAGAAUUGCAACUGGCACCAGGUUUUCCCGCGCCUCCUAAUACAGAUCUAGCCGGUUAUCAUACAUAUAUUGACGAAGCUAUACCGCCGGAAUCGCCGUAUUUAUAUGGACUACAUCCAAACGCGGAAAUCGGCUUUCUAACGAUGACAGCUGAGAAUUUAUUCCGAACGGUAUUUGAGAUGCAACCGCGUGACACUGGCAGCUCGGGAGGACAAACCGUUACCAGAGAGGAAAAGGUGAAACAAGUGUUGGAUGAGAUAAUAGAGAAGUUACCCGAGGAGUUCAACAUGACGGAGAUCAUGGGAAAAGUGGAGGAACGGACGCCGUACGUGAUCGUCGCCUUUCAAGAAUGCGAGAGGAUGAAUUUCCUGACAACGGAGAUCAAACGAUCGUUGCGGGAGUUAGAUCUGGGCCUCAAGGGCGAGCUCACCAUAACGUCAGACAUGGAGGAUCUGGAGAACGCGUUGUUCUUCGACCAAGUACCGCCGGUGUGGGCUAGCAGAGCUUAUCCGUCUUUAUUGGGUCUGACCGGUUGGUUCGUCGAUCUGCUGCUGAGGAUCAGAGAGCUGGAAACGUGGUCCACGGAUUUCGUUUUACCGGCGUCGGUGUGGCUCGCCGGGUUUUUCAAUCCCCAAUCGCUGCUCACCGCCAUCAUGCAAUCGACAGCCAGGAGGCACGAGUUGCCGCUCGACAAAAUGUGCCUCCAGUGCGACGUGACCAAGAAGAACAAGGAGGAAUUCACGUCAGCGCCGAGGGACGGGGCCUACGUCCACGGAAUAUUUAUGGAAGGCGCGCGAUGGGACGUCCAAACAGGAAUCAUCGUCGAUUCCAGAUCGAAGGAAUUAUAUCCACCGAUGCCGGUGAUUAAUGUACGCGCGAUCACGCAGGACAAACAGGAUUUGAGGAACAUGUACGAGUGCCCGGUGUACAAAACACGCACGCGUGGCCCGACAUAUGUAUGGACGUUUAAUUUAAAAACCAAGGACAAACCGGCCAAAUGGACGUUGGCCGGUGUUGCUCUCUUGUUACAAACCUAGACAGAAUAAUCAUCGUUAUAUUUAGCAAUUAGUCGUUAUUGAUUGCUUAAAUAAUAUUAUAAAUGAAUGUAUUGACAUUGUGAUUAUGUACCUGCUCGAAAUAAGCAUUAAUCAUUUCUUUGUCAGAUAUUUUUGCAGGUGAUCUUACGUUACGUAGAUAAGAUGGUAUUUUACACUUUUCUCUGCUGUGUAAAAAAACCGACUGUAAAAAUAUAUUAAUUAGAAUUAAUUAAUUAAGAUUAAUAUAUC